AUGACGGAAUAUCUGAGAACUAAGUCACCGCCUCACAUUAAUAGCAUUACACAUCAGACGAGUGGAUCAUUAGUAUCAGAAAAAACGAAUAUCCUGUCCACGCUGACUUCAUCAGCUACAUCUUUAGACAUCGAAUUGAAUAAAAAGCAGAGGACGCGAAACUUGCACAUUGACAAUAGUAGAGGGCACAAUUUAAAGGUGGCGCAGUCAACAAUGACUGCGAGAAGGCCAAGGUCUGGAUAUGAGGCAUUUGAAGAUGAUUCAGAUGAUGAACCCGGUCCACCGGCUUUGAGUACAUAUGCAAUGUCGUUACUGGAAAAAUUAGAUGUUAGCGACACUCAUCCGAGGAAUGUUGGUGGAAAUGGGCAAACACAAACGGCAAGUGGUCGUGGAAGAAGCUAUGAAGUGUCUGUAAAUGGCACUGGAGGCAAACAAGAGGGCGGAACCGAAGUUUCGAACCUGGAAAAUUCACAUUACAGAGAUUUAGGCAAGAACAGUCUGUGCUCGCUCUCCAGGACUCAGCAGGGGUUAUUACACAUGAAAGACAGUUCUAGCAGUAGGCGACAUCCAAGGCUGAAGCCACGGUUGAGCUUGGGAGCACCAAGAAGAGUUUCCGGGUCGAAAAUAUCACUGGAAAUGGAAUCCAACAUGGACAAUGAAUCGAUAAAACGAAAUAAACGGCCACUUACUGCCACGCGGACUCCCAUACAUAUUAGAACGGGUUGUUCCCCGGUGGUGAAGCGGAGUGAUCGGGGCGAUAUGUCUUGCAGCCUGGAAUUGGAGAAAACACCGACAAGAAUGAGUGAAAGAAGAAAAUCUAUGGAUGAAAGCGAGUUGGAUCUUUUGGCAACUCCGGAACAGGCCAGACGGGCACAGGUUGUGCCGAAAUCGCAGGAGAAGGUGAAGCAAAUGCAGUUCAAUGUGUGGGAGAGCAACAAGGAGAACGAGCCCAGGAGUUUGGCAAUAGACUUUUCAGAUAAAGGCAGUAGAAAUAAAAAAGGAGAAAUUGGAAGAAGUGGCAUGGACAGAAGAAAUAGCAGAAAUAGCACACGAAGCGACCGAAGCUCGGUUUUGGCUAAAGAGCUCUUGAGGCAGAAGCAGCGGAUGCUUGCCGAAAUGAGCCAGAAGUCGGUUGGAGAAAGAAGCAACCGAGCAGUACGAGAAAAGAUGGAUGUGGACCCCAGAAAUGGGUCGGGCGGUGCAGGCAGAAGCAACAUUCUGGAGGUGAAUGGGAGACAGUUUUCAAUUAUAGAGCAGAUCGGAAAAGGAGGGUCGUCUAGAGUUUAUCGUGCGAAAUACACGGGAGGGAAGGAAGAGGAGCCGAAAGGUGGCUUUAAUCGGCAUGAUAGCUACGCGGUGAAGGUUGUCCGGCUAGCGGAGCACGAACAGAGCACGGUGGACGAGUUUAAAGGAGAAGUGAGCAUACUACAGAGGCUACAUGAUGAGGAGAGGGUGGUAAAGCUGCUGGAUUACUCAACAAGCAAGAAAAGUCUCAUGUUUGUGAUGGAGUUUGGAGAAAUCGAUCUUGCACAUGUCUUGGCGAGCCGGUCGGGCAAACCGUUCGAUUUGGAGUUCGUCCGGUAUCACACACGAGAAAUGAUCAAGUGUGUGGAGGCAGUACAUCGGGCAGGAGUGGUGCAUUCGGACUUGAAGCCAGCAAAUUUCGUGUUUGUGCGAGGAGUGCUGAAGUUGAUCGACUUUGGAAUCUCAAACCAGGUCUCAGACCACACGGUAAACGUUUACCGAGAGUGUCAGAUGGGUACGCCCAACUAUAUGGCACCAGAAACGUUGAUUGAGGCUGGAAACGUGUGGAAAGUCGGCAAGCCGGCCGACAUUUGGUCUUGUGGAUGCAUCAUAUACCAGAUGUGCUACGGCAAACCUCCCUAUGCCCAGUAUCCGGGCUCCAAGAAGAUUAUCGCAAUCACUAAUUCACAGCUUCAAAUCACGUAUCCGCGUACUUCUCCACAUGGAGGGCCGCCUGUUAACUGUCUUGCAAUCGAUACCAUGCGAAAAUGCUUGAGACGGGAUCCCGACAGGCGGGCAACUGCGGAAGAAGUGCUGAAAAUGCCGUUUCUCAGUCCGAAAACGGUCACCGAGCGUUUUAUGGGCGAUCUGGUCCGGAAUGCCGUCAAGUACGGGGCUGUGCACCCGGAUAUGUCCGACAAGAAGAUUGAACUGCUGGUCAGGAAUGUCUGGAGGAGAGUGAAUGAGUAUUGUUGA
Molecule: messenger RNA, 2220 nt
Organism: Brettanomyces bruxellensis
Lineage: Eukaryota; Fungi; Ascomycota; Pichiomycetes; Pichiales; Pichiaceae
Exons: 1
Coding region: 1-2220 (739 amino acids)
Biological process (GO): meiotic spindle assembly checkpoint signaling; chromosome segregation; protein localization to kinetochore
Cellular component (GO): spindle; kinetochore; nucleus
Molecular function (GO): protein serine/threonine kinase activity; ATP binding; protein serine/threonine/tyrosine kinase activity
Source: RefSeq, a predicted model, not a curated record